AGUCGAGCGAGCAUCUUUGGUCCCUUCCCAACGUCCUGCUUUAAUGGCCGCACCUAACGCGAGUCUUGCUACAGAGCCUGCUUUUCACUCUGUAUCACUCACACUCUCUCUCUACAUGGAAUCGCUUAGUUCCCACACUGUGCACUCUGAGCGUGCCGUGCGCUCCAGCUGAGUCGAGUUUGACUUGGCAACGGAAAGGAAAAGUAUAGAUGGAAAAGCAAACUUAAAGUGGGAGGAGUUGUUUGCUUCAAUCAUUCAAUCGCGUUGUGGGAAAACGAAAUCAGCUAGGGGAAUUCGAGUAUCAUUGCUGCAUUCGAUCCGUUGAUAUAGGUGAUGGAUCGACGCAGUUGGCCUUGGAAGAAGAAAACAUCGGAUAAAGCGGCAGUUUCGACCGAUACUGUCAUUGCAUCCUUGUUUAAUGCAAAUGGACAUCAAACAGAGAAGGCUGAGGCAAAGAACGAAAAAUUAAUACAAAUUACUUUGGAAUCAUACACACAUCUUAGUGGAUUGGAAGAUCAAGUCAAGUUCUUAAAUGAAAAACUGAUAUCCGCCCAAUUAGAGAUGUCUGGAAAGGAUGAUCUAGUAAAGCAGCAUGCUAAAGUUGCAGAAGAAGCAGUAUCAGGAUGGGAGAAGGCUGAAAAUGAAGCUUUAGUUCUGAAACAGGAGCUUGAAUCUGUCACAUUGCUUAAGAUUACUGCUGAAGAAAGAGCACUCCAUCUUGAUGGCGCUCUAAAGGAGUGCAUGAAACAAAUACGAAAUGUGAAGGAAGAAAGUGAACAGAAGUUACAUGAGGUGGUCUUGACGAAGACUAAACAGUGGGAAAACGUCAAGGCCGAGUUUGAUGUGAAAAUCAAUGAUUUUGAACAAAAACUACAAAAAGCAUUAGCUGAAAAUUCUGCACUCUCAAGAUCACUUCAAGAACGGUCUAGUUUGCUGAUGCACGUUAGUGAAGAAAAAUCUCAAGCAGAGGCUCAAAUUGAAGUACUAAAUAAUGAUAUACAUUCUUGUGAAAGGGAAAUAAAUUCAAUGAAGUACGAACUUCAUGUCAUCUCCAAAGAGCUGGAGAUUCGCAACGAAGAAAAGAACAUGAGUAUGAGAUCCGUCGAAGUUGCAACCAAGCAACACUUGGAGGAUGUCAAAAAGAUUACUAAGCUAGAAGCUGAAUGUCAAAGGUUACGUGGUCUUGUCCGAAAGAAGCUACCAGGACCUGCUGCAGUAGCUCAAAUGAAACUAGAAGUUGAAAAUUUAGGCAGAGAAUAUGGAGAAAACAAGUUGCGGAGGUCUCCUGCAAAGCAUUCUAGUUCUUACUCACCAGAGUUUGCUUCGGAAAAUGUUCCAAACGAGUUCCUCACUGCGAGAUUGUUGGCAAUGGAGGAAGAAAUGAAGAUGCUCAAGGAAGCAUUAUCAAAGCGCAACAAUGAGCUGCAGGCAUCAAGAAAUAUGUACGCUAAACAAGCAAAUAGGCUCCGCAGCAUUGAAACACAGAUGUUGGUUCUAAAUCAACACAAAGCAACUUCCAAACCUCAUAUUGAUUUCCAUUUUGAAAAUGAAAGCAACCCAGCUAGCUUGACCUCCAUAUCUGAAGAUGGUUUUGAUGAAGAAGGGAGUUAUUCUGGGUCUUUGUCUGCUGCAUUAAUCUCAGAGCUCUCACACUUGAAGAAAGAGAAAAACAUUGACAGGGUUCACACGGACGAGAGCUCAAGUCAUUUGGAACUUAUGGAUGACUUUUUGGAGAUGGAGAGAUUAGCAUGCUUAUCAACAAAGAGCAAUGUUGAUAUCAAGACGGCUAAUGGUUUUAAAACUAAAAAAGUGGGCUCCACCUCUUUGGUUUAUUCAGAAAAUCAAGGGGAUUUUAACGAACAGAAAUGUGCAGAUCCUGAAAUAUCACUGAAUUUUCUCACAGAGAAUGCUGCAAAUGAAAUCGAGCUUCCGCACUUGAAACUUAAAACAAGAAUAUCUUGCAUAUUUGAGUCUCAGACCCAUGAUGCUAAUAUGAAAAAUAUUAUAGACGAUAUUUUACAAAUUAUUCAGGAUGCACAACUCGAGUUGAUCAAUGAAGUGAAUGAAUCCACAGGUUACUUGGCUGAGCAAAACUAUUGUCAUAAUAAUAUUCAGAAAAUUACAGAUUAUGGAAUAUCUUCGAACGAAGUUGUCACUUCAUGCACUAAAGUUAAUUGCGUUCUUGACCAACAAUUGAAGGAUGCCAUUUCCCAUAUCCAUGAAUUUGUUCUGUCUUCGGGCAAAUAUACUGCAGAAAUGCAAAAUAGUGCUAAUGAAUUUGUAGGUAUAGGCAAAAAAAUUGAUGAGUUUUCUGCCUCUGUAGACAGGAUAAUGUGUGGAGAAGUAAGUUUGUAUGAUUUCAUUCUGGCUUUAUCCCAUGUACUAUGUGAAACCAAUGACCUUGGGUAUAGAAUGAAGACAGUGAAGGCAAAUGAAGGGGAGAGCAAUAAUUCAGAUUGCAUAGACAAAGAAACUUUAUUAGAGAAUAAUGUGGCUCAGCAUGGUGCAAUGAAAGAGAAUCUGUCUUUAUCUUCUUCAUUGGUUCCUCAUUCUUCCCUCAAUUCAGAAUUGGAAGGAUCCAUGGGUGUUGGAUUCGAGAUGAAGACCACAGUACCGGCACUCCCUCAGGUUAACUUUGAGCACCUGAAACUGGAGAAAGAGAAAAUGGAGAUUGAUUUUGCUGAUUGCAAAGAAAUGCUAAACCAAACAAAUUUUACUUUGAUAGAAACUGAGAAACAACUAACAGAGCUUAAAUCAGAGUUAGCUUCUUGUCAGAAGUCGAACAGCUUGCUUGAGACUCAGUUGAAGUGUAUGGUUGAGUCUUAUAAGGUUUUGGAAUCUCAAAAGGAUGAACUAGAGGCUGAGUUUGUCCGUCUGCAUGCAAAAGCUGAAACUUUGAAUAAUGAGCUACAGGAGGAAAAACAUUGUCGCCAAGAAGAUAUUGCUAAAUACAAUGAACUUAAAGAGCAAGUGGAACGGAACUCGAAGUGGUCAACUAGCCCACUGUAUUCUAGUGUUGAUAAUUCAAAAACCCAACAGGAAAUAGAUAUAGCUGCAGCUGCAGAGAAGCUAGCUGAAUGUCAGGACACCAUUUUUCUUCUCAGCAAACAACUGCAGUCAAUGCGAAAUCCAUCAGAACCAACAGACUCUUCUCCAAACCGCAGACCUCGGCUUGGUGAUGCCAUGAACGAUGAAAAAGAUCAAGCCAUCUCUGGUCCGCGGAUUUCAGAUCAAGGCGAGCAGACAUUGCAGACCGGCGGAGAAUCUCCAUUAAAUUUAUACAACUCCAACUCCCACAUGAGCCAAUCCGACUCAGAACCAAGCCCCUUUGCCAAGUCACCCAUCAGCAUGAAGCAACAGAGUAGUAAGAGUCAGAGAUCAUCAUCUUCGUCGGGCGAGAAACACGGCCGAGGAUUUAGCAGAUUCUUCUCCAGAGAGAAGAAUAUUGAGCAUUAAAUCAUAAUUGUUCAACUUCUGCCCAAGGAAACUACCCAUGGCUCAUUUGUAUCUAAUGAAAGGAAAAAAAAAAAAAAUUG
Molecule: messenger RNA, 3536 nt
Organism: Phalaenopsis equestris
Lineage: Eukaryota; Viridiplantae; Streptophyta; Magnoliopsida; Asparagales; Orchidaceae
Product: filament-like plant protein 4
Source: RefSeq, a predicted model, not a curated record